Colletotrichum truncatum is the source of this 939-nucleotide messenger RNA. RefSeq lists its product as uncharacterized. The record is from RefSeq and is a predicted model, not a curated record. Lineage: Eukaryota; Fungi; Ascomycota; Sordariomycetes; Glomerellales; Glomerellaceae.
AUGGUCCUUUCGCUCCUCAUCAGUUUCGGCACAGCCGUUGGGGCCUCCGAAGGCAUCAAAGCCUCAAUGGCUAGAUCCCGGAGGGAGGAGCAUCGAAGCCGAAAGAACAAUCUUAUCGUCCACUGCCCCAAGUCGUCACAGUACAGCCCUUGCCUCGAAGGGCGGCGGGUGGUAUUAUCCGGAGACAGACUCUUCAUUGACACCGGAACUGUUCAUGAUGCUCCGUUCGGGCACCCCUUCGAAGGAUACUACAUACCUUAUCCAGAAUCCAGGUAUGCCGGACUAGUUACAACCAUCACGCAUGAGGCGCCCAUCAUGAACUGGGUCUUUGUAGAUCCAGUAACAUACGCGCUGCGCUUUGGUGUGCGCGCAGUGGCAGAUGGUAAUCUCACAGGGCCGUUCGACUGCACCCGACAGGAUCGUCGACUCACUUUUUGUGGGUGGGAAGGCUUCUGUGCCGUGCUUGAAGACAGCGGUGUUUGGGGUCUGUACUUCGACCGAGAUGGAGAUGGCCUUCGAAAGAUGUUCGGGCAGGAAGGACGUGUAGUUAUUGAGAUUGAGCUCAUAAGAAGCGAAUUGAGGACUCCGAAGCCAGACUAUUCCGAACCGGAGCCAACAGCUGAUGCAACGCAAGAACAAGCUCAAGCAUCACAGGAAGCGGCAGAAAAGCCUGCGGAAACCUCAAUACCAAGUCCUGUCACGACUAAGGUGGCUGAUAUUAAGAACAAAGAAGGCGAGAUUUCAAUUAAAGAGGCUAUGAAUGAGGAAAAGAAUCCUAGUCUAGUUGAAGGUCAGCAUGAUCAAGAUAUGUGCUCUGUCUUUUCAGAAGCACUAUCGACAGAAUCUACCAGCAGCGGAGGAACCGGAAAAAAGGGAAGAAAAAGAAGGAAUAGAGGUGUUAAGAAACACAAAGGCUCAAGCGUCGAGACAUCAGAGUAA